Messenger RNA from Diorhabda sublineata, 546 nucleotides. Its product is annotated as integral membrane protein DGCR2/IDD-like. Gene Ontology annotation, cellular component: membrane. The transcript is spliced from 3 exons. The coding region runs from base 75 to 482 and encodes 135 amino acids. NCBI's taxonomy places the organism in Eukaryota, Metazoa, Arthropoda, Insecta, Coleoptera, Chrysomelidae. The record is from RefSeq and is a predicted model, not a curated record.
CAAUAAUGUAAUAAUGGAGCAUUAACUCGUUAUUGUGUUGGAUUUAUUUUAUUUUAUAUACCUCACUAGUCAAUAUGAAUUGGUACAUUAUAUUUUUUUGUUUAUGUUAUACCGCGAAACACUUGGUGAAUUCCAUAGAAGAAGAUUGUACCGAUUUUCAAGGACAAACAAUUGAACAUGGUGUUCUGUAUGUACCAGGACCUGCCGUAUGUACGAUGUGUGUCUGUUACCACAGUGAACCUAUGUGGUGCAAAGCCAUUUACUGUGAUCCACCAUACUUUUGUAACAAAUUCCGUGUUGGUGAAAGAUGCUGUGAAUUUGAAUGUUUAGAUCCACCUGGUGAUACUGCUUCCAAAAUGCUGCAAGCUUAUAGAGAGAAAAAACAAAGGAAAAAUUCAUCAAUUCAAACUAUCAAUUCUAAUUUAUAUAUAUAUAUAUAUAUUUAUAUUUGUCUUGUAUAUAUUUCAUUGUAUUUUAUUUAAUUAGAUAAGAAAACUAAGAAAUAUUUCUAAAAAUAAACAUUUUCUGGAUUUUUAGUUUUCAUUA